AUGGGUGUGACGAGACAAGUUCUCCAAGAGGGGAAUGGAGUUGAUAGGCCCAAGAAAGGUGACCUAGUGACCAUGGAGUAUACUGGAAACCUCUACGAUCCCAAUUCCAAUGAUGAACAUCACAGAGGGAAACAAUUUGAUUCGUCCAAAGGCCGAGGAGAUUUUUCAACUGAUAUCGGUGUUGGCAGAGUCAUCAAAGGUUCGGCCUCUUUUAGCAUUGUUGCCAGACAGAGGAUAUUGUACAUCUCUGAUUAG
Messenger RNA from Bacidia gigantensis, 255 nucleotides. RefSeq lists its product as uncharacterized. Gene Ontology annotation, molecular function: peptidyl-prolyl cis-trans isomerase activity. The transcript is spliced from 2 exons. NCBI's taxonomy places the organism in Eukaryota, Fungi, Ascomycota, Lecanoromycetes, Lecanorales, Ramalinaceae. Bases 1 to 255 code for a protein of 84 amino acids. The record is from RefSeq and is a predicted model, not a curated record.